Molecule: messenger RNA, 654 nt
Organism: Pogona vitticeps (central bearded dragon)
Lineage: Eukaryota; Metazoa; Chordata; Lepidosauria; Squamata; Agamidae
Source: RefSeq, a predicted model, not a curated record
AUGGACAACUUCAUCUUGGCCUCAAUGGCAUAUGACCGCUAUGUAGCCAUCUGCCGCCCGCUACAUUACACCACAAUAAUGAGUUACAGAUGUUGCCUGCUGUUGGCCUCCGGAUCUUGGCUCCUGGCAUAUAUCCAUUCUCUGCUAUAUGUUCUUUUGCUUUCAGAGUUUUCUUUUUGUGCUUCCCGGGAAGUAACACAUUUCUUUUGCGACCUCGACCCUUUACUCAAGCUCUCUUGCUCAGAUACCUCCUCUGUUGAAAUAAUGCUUGUCAGUGAGGGUACCACUGCUCUUCUUGGACCCCUAGUGCUCAUCCUCUUCUCCUACAUCUUCAUCAUCAGCAAGAUUUUGAGGGUCCCAUCAGCCUCAGGAAAGUACAAGGCCUUCUCCACCUGCAGUGCCCACCUCACCACUGUCUCCUUGUUCUAUGGAUCUCUGAUAGGCACCUACAUCUGUCCCUCAUCCACCAACUCUGGCUCCAGGUUGAGAGUGGCCUCGAUCAUCUACACUGUUGUCACCCCCAUGCUUAAUCCUUUCAUAUAUAGCCUAAGGAACAAUGAGAUACAGAACGCCAUGAGGAGGUUACUGAGAUUUUUUUUCAACAAGGGAAAUUCAGGGCACAGGGGGUGGAGAGAAACAGAGAUUUUCUCAUAA